UUAAAAAAUGAGGCUUCAAAUUAUCGAGGAGCAAUGAGACGAAGGUUUAAACCAAAAACUGGAUUUCCACUUACCAAGACUACCGGAGACAUCGCUCGAAAUCGUCGAUUCCAGAAGCCGUCUGAGAUUAGUAAGGCUAAGAGAGUGAGAUUCGACGAUGCUGAAACGGAUGCUUCUUCUGGAGGGCAUGAAGCUGCUCAGUCUCCGAAAUGUGGUGGUCCCAAAACUUCAGAAUAUGCAUAUUUUAGGAAAGUGAAGGAAGGUGCUGUUAAUGGUCAUUUCCAUGCACUGCAUAAAGAAAAUGAACGGUUGAAGAGCUACAAAAUCUGCGACCUUCCUAGAGUGACUAAUAAAGAAUCUGAAGAGCUUGAUCCUGACAUUAAAGACCACAAUUUGUCCAUUUCUGGAGAAAGUGCAGGGCCAUCUGGCCAUAAGCCUUUUGUUUCAUCUCCUGUCAGUAGAUAUUGUGAAUCUAAUGAGAUCAAAAGUAAAGAGCUGACUCAGAAGACCAAACAGAGGUCAUCAUUGCUUACUGAGACUGCUACACCUGUCAAACAAUUUCUGAUCUCGUCACGGUUGAAUCAAGCAACAGAGAAGUCAGAGGAUGAAUGCAAUGAGAAAGGAAUAUUUUAUGAAAAGAGAAAGAAAUUACGCCAGUGGGUUGCUCAUGCUACAUCUUCUGAAGUUGGGAAGCUCCAUGGAAAGCGGUCUGAUUUGGUUUCCUCCCUCCUGUCCCGGCUGAUCCCUAAGGGGAAUGAGAACAGUGUUUCAUCAAAAGAAAAUGCUGAUAUUACUAGUGAAUCCCUCACAAUUUAUGAGCCUGAUAAUAUGGUGAAGGGACUUCCUUUGUCCCACAAAAGCGACUGCCAUAAGGAACUCCCCAAAGUUUCUUCUGAAAGAUCAAGUGAGAUUGUACUCAGAGAAUGGGAUAGAUUUGACAAUGGAACUUCCAAUUGUAGUGAAGAGGGUGAUCUUCAAUUAACCAUGGAUCACUGUCGAAGAUCAAGUGAGAUUGUACUCAGAGAAUGGGAUAGCUUUGACUCUGGAUUUCCUUCCAAUGAUGGCAAAGAGGGUGAUCAUCAGAAAACAAUGGAUCGUUGUGGAAGAUCAAGAGAGAUUGUACUCAGGGAAUUGGAUAGCUUUGACCCUGAGUUUCCUUCCAAUUAUUACAAAGAGAGUGAUCUUCAAAACAAAACCAUUGAUCCUGAUCAACAUUCAAGCAGUCGCAUAUGCAACAGUUAUGACACAUGGCGCGGCUAUUCUUUCUGCUUACCUCUUGAAAGCUUUACAUCAUUGGGUGCCUUUCAUUUCAAAGCUCCUGAUGAAAGUGGUCCUAUAGUUGGACAUGGAAGAGAGGAACAUUAUAGAAACUCACUGGAAUGGGAUUUUGGAUUGGAAAAAGGUAGAUUUGACCAUGGUACCAGGCAGGAUGUGUGCCACAGGCUAGCCAAUGAUUGGAGACAGCAGGGGAUAGUGGAUAAUGUGCUCGACACCAAAGGAAUUUGCCCCUCCCCCUUAUUUUCAAGCGGUUGUUUAAUCAAACCAUUGCCAAAUUAUGUUUCAACUGGCUGUUUAAUGCGAGAGGUCCAACCAAUAUUCGAUGAUGUGAAGUAUGGAAUGGUAAAACCAGGGCAUUUUUCUCUAUCUUUUCCCAACAGUCCAAAACGCAUCAUAUCGGGGGAGGAUAAAAAUGCAGAUAAUGAUCUUCCUUACUGCAACAUUCUAUCGUCUUACAGAGACCCAAGAUUGCCUAAGAAGGUUUGGGAUUGCAGGCCUCACAGCGACAAUUGGUGGAAGUACUCGUCAGCUCCAGAUUUCUCCACAGAAGACCUUCCACAAUGCAUUCCUGCUUGGCAGUUUCCACAAAAUGAGAAUGAUUCGUAUUCCCUUUCUUUGCUCAAGGAAGCCCCUGCAGAAUCAUUUACCUCUUUCUCUGAAGGUGCAUUCGACCACUGUCCCUUUUCCUCUACUCUUCACUCACCUCUUGAUACAUUCAUGAACUGCCCUUUGUUGCUCAAUCAUGCUAGCCAAGAUAUCCAUGAUCAAGAACUAUGUUGUGAUGAUUAUAGCAAUGAAUUGGAAUACUCUAGAUAUAUGUAGGCUAAGAAUUGUUUGUAAAUGCAAACACAUCUAAUACUUCAUAUGCUUAACCAUAUGUUAAUCAAUAUGAUCUACUCCUAUUACACAAGGUAAGCACCUCUGGGAUGUCACUGAAGUUGUAGAGGGAUUUUUAUAUAGUGAGUGAGUUAAGCCCAAUAUGUUUUUGAAGCAGUUUAUACAAAAGCCCAUUCGUCAUGCUGAUAAUUAUUAAAAGAAAAUUAUAUAA
This is a messenger RNA of Salvia splendens (bonfire salvia), 2326 nucleotides long. RefSeq lists its product as uncharacterized. Bases 34 to 2100 code for a protein of 688 amino acids. The transcript has 8 exons. Lineage: Eukaryota; Viridiplantae; Streptophyta; Magnoliopsida; Lamiales; Lamiaceae. The record is from RefSeq and is a predicted model, not a curated record.